This is a messenger RNA of Coccidioides immitis RS, 1822 nucleotides long. RefSeq lists its product as uncharacterized. The transcript has a single exon. Bases 569 to 1471 code for a protein of 300 amino acids. Lineage: Eukaryota; Fungi; Ascomycota; Eurotiomycetes; Onygenales; Onygenaceae. The record is from RefSeq and is a predicted model, not a curated record.
UCUGCUUUACAAAGGAGUAUAGGCUGCAGAUCAAUUUCUGAUGUCUUUGGCCUCCAGAAAUAGAACCAUUUGUUGUUCAUUUUUGGCCCGGCUCUUGCCGAACUCGCUAAAGAAUAUAGCCCUUCGCCCGCCUGUGAUCAACAAGGUCAGGGAUGUUGAGCACAAGUGAUCCACCUGCAUCAUGCCACACCUUGCGAGGACACCUUUCCUCUAAGACAGCAGUCCAUUCAGCAAGCAUCGCCGUCCGUCAACUAACUACAUUCUCGCCCAACAGUGUGACUGACAUAUGUAUAUCAGUCGUGUCUCUCUAUCGCAUUGAGACGAUAUAUCCUAGAAUUUAUGCAGCACAAAGCAUACUCUCGCGGUAAAGCUCCCUCCUCAAUCGUGGUGCGCCACCUCCUACUCCUAACUGGCUAGAUCAUCGGGCCCCCGUUUGCUUGGGAGAACGUGGACAGUAAGUUACUCCGUACCAAAGCUUUCUGGAAAUCCUUGGCACAAACGCCGAGAAAAAGAAAAAAGAAAAGAAAAGAAACCAUGCAAAGGCGGUAGGCAAGGCCGUCUGGGCAGCAUGAAGAGCCGGUCCAAACGCGUGAAAGGAGCAUGUGCAGGUGUAAAUCACAGAAGGCUCAUUCUCGCGGCUUAUAACCCUGAAACUGCCAAAGAGGCCAAGAGGUCCAUUGAAAAGAGCACAAGGCGUAUUGGUGUAGUUGAGAUUUGGGAGCUGGAUCUUUGCUCCUACAGAUCAGUCCAAGAAUUUGCUAAACAGGCAAAGAAGCUCAACCGGUUGGAUGCAGUGGUUGAUAAUGCUGCCGUCGCUACAGCAAGAUUCCAGAUUGCGGAGGCAGAUGAACUGACGGUAACAAUUAACGUCAUCUCCACCUUCUUCCUGGCAGCGUUAUUACUUCCCAAGAUGAAACAGACAGCCCAAAAGUUCCAUACUCGUCCGCACCUUAAUAUCGUAUGUACCGGAGCUAUAUUUCACACAUCUUUCCCCGAGGCUCAAUCCCGCAGGAUAUUUGAGCAGCUCAAUGAUAAAAGGUCCGCUCGCAUGCAAGCUCGCUAUCAUAUUAGCAAGCUCAUGGUGGCCAUGAUAUGCCGAGAGAUCUACGCAAUGCAUCACGAAGGAUCGCCGGUGAUAAUCAACUAUUCGAAUCCGGGAUUUUGCCAUUCAACUCUGCUUCGGAAAAUGUUUCCUGGUGAUAUUAUCAUGGCUUGUCUCGCUCGUUCUGCCGAAUGCGGGAGUCGAACGGUUAUCCAUGCGUUAACGGCGGGCGCGGAUUCCCACGGGCAGUGCUUGAACGAUGGAAAGGUCAAAAACCCACCGCAUCUAUUGUUGACGAGAGAGGGUGCUGAUAUACAGCGGCGGGUUUAUAAGGAGUUGACACGGAAACUGGAAGCGAUUCAGCCGGGAAUCACAGCCAAUCUUGAUGGAAGGACUCCAGACAAGUGGAUGAAGGAUCAUUGGCACUGACACACUGCGUCUUUGUCGAGAGCAUGGUCGUCCGGGUCACUCAACUUCCAUACCCUAGAAACAACCUGGCCAGCUGAUAUGAGUGUAAUGGGCGAAACAGCGCUCCUUGCCAUUUCUCAGGUGGUGGGUGUCAUGAAUGAAGUCGCCACUCAGGGCCUAACCUCUAGAGAAUUUUGUGUUGAUCCGGUGAUUGAAAAUUGGUGCUGUGUGUUUCCUGUUCCCCUUAAAAUUUGCAAGCCAUUCCGUAACGGAACGGUCUUUUCAGCGUACGCUGUAGCUAGCUGCGCAUGCUUAAUCUGUUGCCUCACAGUUGUUAUUGAUACACUCUAAUAAAGAACCUGCAUCAUUUUU